UCAAGAUCAGGAGGAUGGAGUACCUGGCAUCAGCAAAGAUGCCCCAUGUCAGCAUAUGAACCGGGUUUAUACAAAAUCUGCUUUCUCCAAAUUUUAUAAGCAGUCCAUUGUCUCAGAUGUCAGCAACAAUAACAAUGGAGGUCUCCUCAUCCAUUUCUGGAUUGUAUUUGUAGUGCCACAGGCUAAAGGACAAGUGUUCUGUGAAGAUUGUGUGGCUGCUAUUUUAAAGGACUCUAUUCAGACAAGCAUCACCAAUCGAACCUCAGUAGGGAGUCUGCAAGGUCUUGCUGUUGAUAUGGACUCCAUUGUACUUAGUGUUGGACUCCGAUCAGACUAUUCUUCAACAACAGGAACAGGCACAAAUUGCAUAUAUGAUCUACAUGCAGAUCGGCUGCAUCAGCAUUUCCCUUUGGACAUAUCUAUAACAUCAGGAAGGAUGAUUUGCUAUUUCAAAUUGAUUGCAUUGGUUGGUCACUUAAUUCGUCUCUCAAUAUCAGCCAUUCAGAUUGAAGCAGAUAACUGCAUCACUGAUUCAUUGACCAUUUAUGAUGCCUUGAUGCCAAUCAAAAGUAGGAUACUGUAUCGAAUUUGUGAACCAACCAAUUCGUUCCUGUCUUUUGUUUCUACAAAUAAUUUGAUGCUGGUUACACUAAAGUCCACACAAGUGCAGAAAGUGAAGGAAUUUCAUGGCUACUUUGAGAUAAUUCCUCAAGAAAAAUGUGGCAAAGUUAUCCUCGCAUUAGGAAAUACUGGGUUUGAAGGGAGAAUCACGAGUCCAUAUUACCCAAGCUAUUAUCCUCCAAAAUGCAUUUGUGCAUGGAAUUUUCAGACUCCCCAGAAGAAUCUUGGUAUAGCACUGAAAUUCCAUAACUAUACUAUCAGUGAAAAGAGCAUUAAAGGCUGUGAGCACGGAUGGUGGAAAAUUAAUGAACAUAUGUACUGUGGCUAUUACAUUGAUCAUCAAACAAUAUUCCGUGUUGGAAGUGCUGCGGUUAACGUUGAGUUUCAAUGUAGUUCAAAGCUUUCAGAGCAGCCCCUUCUGGUGGAAUAUGGGAGCUACAACAUCAGUCAACCGUGUCCACUGGGAUCCUUUGUAUGCCACACUGGUUUAUGUGUUCAGCAGACUCAGCGUUGUGAUGCGAUCAAUGACUGCUUUGAUGAAAGUGAUGAGCUCUUUUGUGAUGUGUCCAGACACGAAUGUAACACCAGCUUCUUAACACAGCACCAUUCUCUUUUGUGUGAUGGAAUAAAUGACUGUGAAGAUGGUCAAGAUGAACAAGACUGCACUGAAAGUGUUCCUUGUGCCAACAAUACAUUUAAGUGCAACAAUAAUAUGUGCUUUAGAAAACAAAAUGCAAAAUGUGAUGGGAUUAUUGACUGCCUUGAUGGAAGUGAUGAAAACAAUUGUAGAUGUGGCAGUACUAAAUACGGCCAUACCCAUCACCGGAUUGUGGGCGGUUCUGAUGCACAAGAAGGAGAAUGGCCAUGGCAAGUCAGCCUCCAUUUUGGUGGAGUUGCUUAUUGUGGAGCCUCAGUGAUAUCCAAAGAAUGGCUUCUCUCUGCCGCCCAUUGUUUUCAGGGGAACCGGUUAUCGGAUCCUAGAAUCUGGACAGCUCAUUUGGGAAUGCGCAUUCAAGGGAAAGCAAAAUUCAUCUCCCCAGUGAGGAGAAUCAUCGUCCACAAAUAUUAUAACAAUAGAAAUUAUGACUAUGACAUUGCCCUGCUACAAUUAAGUACACCAUGGCUUGACACCAUGAAAUGGUUAAUUCAGCCCAUCUGUUUACCUCCCAGCACACACAGAGUGCAUUCUGGGGAGAAGUGCUGGGUAACAGGCUGGGGACAGAAGCAUGAAGCAGAUGAUGAAAUAUCAGCAAUUCUACAAAAAGCAGAGGUGGAAAUUAUUGACCAAACAUUGUGUCAUUCAACAUACGGGCUUAUCACUGCGCGGAUGCUGUGUGCUGGGAUGAUGUCUGGGAAAAGGGAUAGCUGCAAAGGAGAUUCUGGAGGACCUUUAUCAUGUCGAAGCAAAGGUGAUGGAAAGUGGUUUUUGACCGGAAUUGUUAGCUGGGGUUAUGGCUGUGGCAGACCCAAUUUCCCUGGUGUAUACACAAGGGUGUCAAAUUUUGCUACAUGGAUACACAAAUACGUGCCUUCAGUUUUUUAAUCUAGCAACAAUCCACUUGGAAGAGAGUUUACUCUACAAUGUCUCUAUUAAAAUGAUAUUUACUAAA
Molecule: messenger RNA, 2231 nt
Organism: Hemicordylus capensis (graceful crag lizard)
Lineage: Eukaryota; Metazoa; Chordata; Lepidosauria; Squamata; Cordylidae
Gene: TMPRSS7
Product: transmembrane serine protease 7
Exons: 16
Coding region: 56-2164 (702 amino acids)
Biological process (GO): proteolysis
Cellular component (GO): plasma membrane
Molecular function (GO): serine-type endopeptidase activity; protein binding
Source: RefSeq, a predicted model, not a curated record